CCUCACGAAGAAGACCCGGCGCUUCGUAUCUCCGGGUUAAUGCUGACGCGUCCCUCUUCUUCCUCCACCGACGUGUCAGUCCUCUUCUGUCCGGACCCGAGCAGACAUGGCACCUAAAGGCAGCAGCAAGCAGCAGUCGGAGGAGGACCUGCUCCUGCAGGACUUCAGCAGAAACCUCUCCGCCAAAUCCACCGCCUUGUUCUACGGGAACGCGCUCAUCGUGUCCGCGAUUCCGAUCUGGCUGUUCUGGAGGAUCUGGCACAUGGACCUGGUGCAGUCUGCUGUCCUGUACGCUGUGAUGACCCUGGUCAGCACAUACCUGGUGGCUUUCGCCUACAAGAACGUCAAAUUUGUGCUCAAACACAAAGUCGCUCAGAAGCGUGAGGACGCUGUGUCCAAGGAGGUGACGAGGAAGCUGUCUGAGGCCGACAAUCGCAAGAUGUCACGAAAGGAGAAAGACGAGAGGAUCCUGUGGAAGAAGAAUGAAGUCGCUGACUACGAGGCCACCACCUUCUCCAUCUUCUACAACAACACUCUCUUCCUGGUCCUCGUCAUCGUCGCCUCCUUUUUCCUGCUCAAGAACUUCAACCCGACCGUCAACUACAUUCUGUCGAUCAGCGCCUCGUCAGGACUCAUCGCUCUGCUAUCGACAGGCUCUAAGUAAAGGAGGAGGAUGAAGGGGGGAAGAAAAGGGGA
Molecule: messenger RNA, 696 nt
Organism: Salarias fasciatus (jewelled blenny)
Lineage: Eukaryota; Metazoa; Chordata; Actinopteri; Blenniiformes; Blenniidae
Gene: ssr3
Product: signal sequence receptor, gamma
Exons: 6
Coding region: 107-664 (185 amino acids)
Biological process (GO): SRP-dependent cotranslational protein targeting to membrane
Cellular component (GO): membrane; endoplasmic reticulum
Source: RefSeq, a predicted model, not a curated record